Molecule: messenger RNA, 666 nt
Organism: Argentina anserina (silverweed cinquefoil)
Lineage: Eukaryota; Viridiplantae; Streptophyta; Magnoliopsida; Rosales; Rosaceae
Product: E3 ubiquitin-protein ligase RSL1-like
Exons: 2
Coding region: 1-666 (221 amino acids)
Biological process (GO): protein polyubiquitination; positive regulation of proteasomal ubiquitin-dependent protein catabolic process; ubiquitin-dependent protein catabolic process
Cellular component (GO): cytoplasm; ubiquitin ligase complex
Molecular function (GO): zinc ion binding; ubiquitin protein ligase activity; ubiquitin conjugating enzyme binding
Source: RefSeq, a predicted model, not a curated record
AUGAAUGGGGAAGCUUCCAACUCGAAGAAGGAUCCGGUUUUUUGUGAGAUUUGCGCUGAGGACAAGUCUGCAAACGACUUGUUUGGGUUUCAAAAAUGCAGCCAUUCUUACUGUAGGGACUGCAUAAAGAAUUAUGUGGUUUCCAAGCUUCAGGAGAACGUUACAAGCAUUAGCUGUCCUGUUCCUGAUUGCAAAGGAUCGCUAGAGCCGGAGCACUGCCAGUCAAUUCUCCCUUCAGAAGUCUUCGAUAGGUGGUUAAGUGCUUUGUGUGAAGCCUUGGUUCUUGAGUCUGAAAAGUUUUACUGUCCCUUUAAGGAUUGCUCAGCUCUGUUAAUUGAUGAUGGGGAAGAGAUUGUACGAGAAUCGGAGUGCCCACAUUGUAAAAGAGUGUUCUGUGCCCAGUGUAAGGUCUCUUGGCAUGCCGGGAUAGACUGCGCAGAGUAUCAGAACUUGAAUGAAAAUGAGAAGGAAAAUGAAGAUAAUUUAUUGAGGAACCUUGCUCACGAGAAAAAGUGGAGGAGGUGUACAAAUUGCAAGUACUAUGUUGAAAAAUCUGAUGGUUGCUCUUACAUGAAAUGCAGAUGUGGAUAUGCCUUCUGUUACAACUGUGGUGUAACAGCUCCCCUAGAUUCUCAUACCGCUACUUGUCCAAGCUGUAACCAGUAA